Molecule: messenger RNA, 513 nt
Organism: Metarhizium acridum CQMa 102
Lineage: Eukaryota; Fungi; Ascomycota; Sordariomycetes; Hypocreales; Clavicipitaceae
Source: RefSeq, a predicted model, not a curated record
AUGCUCCUGAUCAGCCGCCGUCUGAGCCCGUUCAGGUCCGCCUCCAUAGCCGGCGGCGUGCACUCAAGAGGGAAGAAGUUGCUUCCGGAGUUCGAUCCGAGUGGGAAAGUCGUCGUUGUUUCUGGAGGCACCGGGGGUCUUGGUCUUGCUCAAGCCGAAGCCUUACUUGAAGCUGGCGCAAACGACGACCUCGGACUAACGGACUUGCCGCUCAAAGCAUAUAAUACGUCCAAAGGAGCUGUUCCUCAAUUAUGCCGCAGCCUUGCCGCGGAAUGGGGUCAACAUGGCAUCCGGGUCAACACGCUGUCUCCGGGAUACAUCACGGCAGAAGUGGUUCAGUCGCUUUUGGACGAGUUUCCGGAGCGCAGAGAAUCGUGGUCCAGGGAUAACAUGCUCAACCGCCUCAGUCUGUCCGGCGAGUAUCGAGGCGCUGCUGUUUUCCUUAUCAGCGAUGCAAGCAGCUUCAUGACGGGCAGUGACCUUCGAAUUGAUGGCGGCCAUGUGGCGUGGUGA